AUGAUGGAGCAACAACAGCAGAACAAUUUAAGCGACAGCAGCAAACCAGCUCAGCAAACUCCCGUACCAUUGCCGCGCCCAAGACAGCAUGUGAAGCAGCAAGAACCGGCAGGCGCAUCAUCGCCAGCGACGGCGUACGUCAAUGUAGCCAUAGCCGAGCCAAUCAUUCCACCACCGGUUAGCACCCCCGUACCGGCUCCGAGACAGCGUUCGAAGGUUGUGAUAUUUGACGACGGGGAGCAGCGUUCGAAAACGGUAGGUAAGUCCACCGAAUGUGAUGACGAGCGUUACCAGAACGUAGUUAUCAUACGUCCAGCACCACCAAGCCCAGGUAAACCUGCCAGUGAAGGUGCUAGUAAAAAGCCGGUAAACAAAGAUCCUCCACCGAAUGAGGCUGCUAGCACCGUCCGGACAUUGCCGGAACUACUGCUCACAGAUAAUCUGCGCGAUUUGAAGCUUAAUAAUGAGCUGCGUGAACCGGAAGAGGAAGUCACUACGGCGGGUGGUGGUGGUAGUGGUACUGGGGAGGGCAAAUACAAAACCCUUUCACCGGGAGAUCUGUUCAAAACGAUCGGUACGGCAUCGCGUAUGCUAACCGAAUCGAUCGGUGAGCGGGUUGCGCACAAGACGAAGAAGGUUGCCCACAAUGUGCGCAAUACUGGCACGAGUCUGGUCGCGUGGAGCCAGGAAUCGCGCAAGAGUGCGGCUGGGAUGCUGCUGAAAGGUAUGAAGCCCGAAAAGUCGUCCGAAGACCAGACGGGACUACCGGCAACGGACCAGCCAAAAGCAGCAGCAAGCAGUCCGAAGUCAUCCUCCGGAGCGUCCAGACCACGGUCACUAGCGUCGCCGGAUGGUGGUGUGAUGGGGAAGAUUCGUUUCGAUAGUCCACUGAUGAACAAUGCCUCACACGUGCAGGCUACGUACGAUACACCGAAGAAGAGCAACCACGUGCUCCGAUCGCCCGAAUCGAUCUCCAGCUCCCCAGCACAGUCAUCGCACGGUGGCAGUGGUAGCGUGCGCGUCAGCAGCAGCAGCCUAGCAUCGUCGGAAGGUGGUGGUGCUGCUGCUGCUGGGUCGGAAAAUGCACGGGCACGCUUCGAACGGAAUGCACCCGCUAGCCAAAGUCUGUACAGCCGUAUCGUACCGAAGCGAAAUCGGGGCAUCAACAAUGAUGAGUCCGUAAAGCCGCCCUCGCCAGGGCCACUGGCGCGCACCAGCAAAAACAAAAGUGAAUCCAAUCUGUACGAAUCAAUAUUUUACGUUGGUCCACCGAAACCCACCGAUACGACUGAUGGACUGUACGGGAAGCUAAACAUUAUAUCCCGGCCAACGAUUUCUUCCAGCUCGAGCAGCAGCUUACUGUCGAUUGGUGGUGGUGGUGGUGGCUCCGAAGAGGACAACACAACCGUACACGAAAGUAUUCGGAUACGCGAAAAAACUGCUGCUGCUGUUGCUGACACAGCUCCAUCGCGGCACCGUAUAUUUUCGCGCCGUCUUUCAAUCGGUGAGGAACCCCGGCAGCAAAAUUUACGUUCAGAAUCGUGGAAUUUUUACGAUGUCAGCACCAACACUGAUGGAGGUUCAGGGGUUGUGGGAGAUGAAGAGGAGGUACAGGAGGAGGAAGGGGAGGAGGAGGAGAUUAGCCUUUCGCACAUAAGUACACCGGAACCGGUGUACGAGAAUAGUGUCGAACCGUAUCGGGCAAUGUUGCCAAUAGCUGAUCAGCUUGCGAUGCUGCGUCCGGUACCGAUCGGCGAGGACGAAAGCAUCCACCGGCUGCGGCACGAUUACGACGAGGUUUCGAUUGCGGAUAUUAUAGACGAGUUUGAUCCGUUGGCUGGUGGUAGCAUCAGUGAGCAGCGAACGUGCGGCAAUUUGGCACUGAUCGAAAAUCUGCUUGGCGAGGAAUCGUACAGCCGCAUGCCGACGAAGCGUGUCUCAAUGGCGGAUCGUUGCCCGAAACCACCGCAACGGUCCGAUUCGUUGUUUGUGUCCGGGACUUCGUCUUCCGCGGGAGUAUCAGCAGCAGCAGCAGCAGCAGCACCGGUGCGUGCCGUUCCUGCUAAACCGGCGCGUCGAAAAAGCAGAACGAGUACUGCGGAACAGCCGGUGGUGAGUCAAAUUAUACAUCAAAAUCUUAACCUUCCUACCGGCAGUGUGGAUAAUCUGGUGGAGCUCGAGGAACGAUUUAUUGAACCUCAUCUUGCGUCAGUAGCUACUGCCGGCGAUGAGAUGCAUGAGGGUGGUGGCCCAGUUGAUUUGAGCUAUCCACGUGAACCACAAACGAGCUGGUACGUGGUUGAUGAGGAACAACCGCACGCACAAGGCCAGAUUGCUAACAAUACCGAGCGGUACCGGAAACGCGUCACUGUUGAUCCCGUCAAUGAGACUGCCGAUGCCGAUCCGAUUGCGAAAGUUUCAAAAAAACCGUUUCUGGCACAAGACGAAGGUGGAGAGCAAUCAAUGGCGGCGGUCGACGAUCCCAGAACGUCCUAUUUGCCCACCUAUUUUGAAGCGAUCGGUGGCACCGAUCCUCUCUUCGAGCGUGGUCUUGCCGGAUCUGCUGCUGCUGCGUCCACCAGCAAGUCACCGAGCGUUGCCACCAAGCUGCUAAACGCACUAAAACGGAAGCCUAGCUUCAACAAAGCUAGCACCGGUGAACAAUCCUCCUCCAACGUGCUAACGACGCUCGAGAUGGUCCCGAAACCGAAGCUAACCGAGCGACUCAUCUCACACAAAGGGCACGUGCUGAAGUUUCCCUCCGGCAAGAUCGGUGACGUACUGAACGAACUUUCCCCCCGGUCGGUAGUGUUGCGCGAGCGCAUUUUCCAAACCUAUCUCGAUCCACAGCAAACCCUGCCGAAGGAAGCGCUCCACCUUCGGCACAUCCUCUCGGUACAGAGCAUCCUGCAGCACAAGUUUGCCGGCGAAGGACGGCUCGAUCUGCACUGUUUCGAGGUGGUUCUCGGUGUGCCGAAGGGUGUCAGUUCGUCGGCGGCAGGUUUGGCUGGCAGUGGUACAUCUGCGCUGGCCGCCGCAUCCAUGUCCACCAAUCCGGAGCUACUGAUAACGAGCGGUACGUCGGCAAACGUGAAGCUGGUGCGCCAGUCGUACAUGUUCGGUACGCACAAACGGUCCGAUCGCAACCUUUGGAUGGCUAAAAUUCUACAAUCGGUCACGGAUGUGUUCGGUGGGGAGUGUGAUUUGUUGCGCGAGUUUUUACGGGCCGGUUGGUGUUACGCGAAGAAAUCGGUUUCGGCGGCAUGGUCCGGUGCUUGGUUGCUGCUAGCGAAACGUAAGCUGUAUCUGUACAGCUUUCCGGACGAUCGGCUGGAAGAGCUCGACCUUCGAAAGGCUCGCUGCAUCGGGGUGGUUGAAAAUGAGCCGAGCACGAUCGGCAAUCUGUACGUCGAGUCUGGGCCGAGUCUGUUCAUUGACUGUCCACCGUACACGACACUUUACUUCGUGAUGGGAUCACCACGUGAAACACAAAUCUGGCAUAAAGUGAUCCGUCAGGUGGCACACAAAAAUGGACCGACCCUGCACAGUCAGCAGCUAACGCGCGGUGACGUACCCGUGCUAAUAGACAAGUGUAUCAACUUCAUUUACGCGCAUGGCUCAAUGUCGGAGGGUAUCUACCGGAAGUCCGGCUCCCAGUCAGCGGUAGUGCGCAUCCUGCAGCUUUUCAACGAGGACGCGUUCAACGUUCAGUUGACGCGCAACGAGUACAAUGAGUACGAUGUGGCAGGGGCGUUGAAAAAGUUCAUCCGCGAACUACCGGGCUCAUUUUUCGGUAGUUACGCGGCAUCGUUUGUUGCGAUCGGUACGCUUAGCGGUGGUGCGCAAGAUGGACACCAGUUGAAGCUAGACUCGUACCGGCAGUUGCUGGAGCGGUUGCCCCGUAUCGAGUACUGUACGUUGAAAAAGUUGCUCGGCCAUCUCGCCUUCAUAGCAUCGCUCGAGCAGCACAAUCGUAUGGGUGUGCCGAACCUUGCCAUGAUCUGGGGCUCGGUGUUGCUUGCGAACGCGAGCCAAAAUACGGUGCAGGAGCGUGGCGGUGGGUAUCAUCAGCAGGAUGCGGACGUGGUUGCGGAUUUGAUCCGCCUGUACAGCAGCCUGUUUCCAGUCGGAGCAGAUGAGCUGUAUCGGGAGCAACUGAUGCUGUCGGUGCUAAAGAAGUAUCAUGCGGCGGCAGAAAAUCUCUCUGACACCGUCAAACAUUCGGGUGAUUUGAAAGUAUGGAUUACGAUCGAUUGCGAUAAUGCGCCGGAAGAGGAAGGGCUGCGCAGUGGUGCUGCUGGGAAGAAGAAUAGUGUUGGAAAGGAGGACAAAGCGCAAGUGAAUGUGGACGUAAAUCCUACGAAGACUGCCGCCGAUAUAUGCAAGGAGCUGGCAUCAAAAACCAAACAUCCAUGGUACAAGCUUACACUGUACGAGGUGAUCGCAAACGAUACGCUCGUCCGCCCGAUACACUACAGCGAGAAAGUUCUCGAGAUUGUCGUUCGGUGGACGUACUGGGACGAGGCGGAUCGAAAAAAUAACUAUCUAACGCUCAAACCGACGACCACGCUUAACGAUGUGUACCGAACCAUCCAGAAGGCACCGGUCCUGACGCCUACGAUGGAGCUAAAGUUUGCCGAACGGAGGACGAAAGCCCUGCGCAACUAUCAGCUUCAGCUGAUCGGCCGUGGCCUGGUGGUGUUGAAAAAGAUGGAAAAGAAGGAUAAAGGGUACGAGGAGGUGAUGAAGAUUGAUCUCACCCAAAUGACGGCGUACAUUGGGUGCGAGCCAAAGCGUGACCGGUCCAGCUUACGGUGGGCAAUCACGCUGGUGGAUCAUAGUUUCAAGAAAAGAACUCGGGACUCUCCGUUCAUUGGCCAUGUGUUUGGAGGGUUCGAUUUCGCUAGCCAAAUACUGUGGUAUUCGAGUAUUCUCUACAGUCAGUAUAAGGACGACAUUUUGCCUAGUGGAGAUUUAUUUUUUUAAGUGUGUAAUCUUUUACAAC
Molecule: messenger RNA, 5005 nt
Organism: Anopheles maculipalpis
Lineage: Eukaryota; Metazoa; Arthropoda; Insecta; Diptera; Culicidae
Gene: RhoGAP15B
Exons: 4
Coding region: 1-4986 (1661 amino acids)
Biological process (GO): signal transduction
Source: RefSeq, a predicted model, not a curated record